This is a messenger RNA of Euleptes europaea (tarantolino), 2177 nucleotides long. RefSeq names its product ribophorin II (gene RPN2). Bases 74 to 2008 code for a protein of 644 amino acids. The record is from RefSeq and is a predicted model, not a curated record. The transcript has 18 exons. Gene Ontology annotation, cellular component: oligosaccharyltransferase complex; membrane. Gene Ontology annotation, biological process: protein N-linked glycosylation. Lineage: Eukaryota; Metazoa; Chordata; Lepidosauria; Squamata; Sphaerodactylidae.
UGUCGAAUGGUACGUCCCGGAGCUCCGGGCGGAAGUGGACCCUUCUCCCCUUGGUGAGGAGGCGAGGGCGACAAUGGCGGCUCCGGGUUUUCUUUCACUUUUCAUCUUGGCCUUAGUAUUGGUAGCCAGCAUACAGGCUCUGACUCCUAGCCAUUCUCUAACAAAACAUGAUGUUCAGAGGCUACAAGCUUCCCUGGAGCGUCCAUUUGUUGAUUUGGAAGGAAGUUAUUACUCCGUUGUAGGACUCAGCAAAUUAGGAGUGAAAAUCACUGAUGAACAGGCCGCAUGUAACUUCAUCAGAUCCAAGGUGGACCCCAACAGUGUGGAUUCCCUUUUCUAUGCUGCACAGGCCAGCCAAGCACUGUCUGGAUGUGAGAUUGCCAUUUCGAAUGAGACCAGGGAGCUGCUGCUUGCCUCUGUCAGUGAGGAUUCCUCAGUUACCCAGAUCUACCACGCUGUUGGAGCUUUGAAUGGUUUUGGGCUCCCCCUUGCUUCCCAAGAAGCUCUCAGUGCCCUCACCUCUCGCCUUAGCAAGGAAGAAAAUGUCUUGGCAACAAUUCAGGCUUUGCAGACUGCAUCAUACUUAUCCCAGCAGGCAGACCUGAGUGGCAUCGUGGAGGAGAUAGAGGAUCUUGUUGCUCGAUUGGAUGAUCUGGGAGGGGUGUAUCUACAGUUUGAAGAAGGACUUGAGACCACUGCUCUGUUUGUGGCUGCUACUUACAGACUGUCUGACCAUGUAGGGACAGAGCCAGCAAUGAAAGAGGAUCAGAUCAUCCAGCUGGUGAACGCAAUUUUCAGCAAGAAGAACUUUGAGAUUCUUUCAGAAGCCUUCAGCGUGGCUUGUGCAGCGGCCUCCCUUUCCCAGAAUCGGUACCAUUUGCCAGUCAUUGUAGUCCCUGAAGGGCCUGCAGCUGUGUCUCACCAUGAGCCCAUUCUUAGGCUCCAGGUUACCAAUGUUAUGUCGCAGCCACUGACUCAGGCGAGCGUGAACUUGGAUCAUGCAAAAUCUACUGCUACUAAAGCCACAGUCCUUCAACAAACUGCCUUUGCCCUGUCCAGAGAUGUCUUUGAGCUGAACUUCAUGAGUGUCAAACCUGCCAGCGGCUACUACGAUUUUGCAGUCAGCGUUGACGGGGAUAGUAGAUUUAUUGCCAACAAAGUUGAGUUGAAAGUCAAGGUCUCAACAGAAGUCGGCAUUGCAAACGUGGAUCUUUUUACAGUGGACAAAGAUCAGAGUAUUGCACCAAAAACUACCAGAGUAACUUACCCAGCCAAAGCCAAAGGCUCCUUCACAGCUGACAGCCAUCAGAAUUUCGCCUUGUCCUUCCAGCUGGUAGACGUGAACACUGGAGCAGAACUCAUCCCUCACCAGACAUUUGUGCGGCUCCACAAUCAGAAGACUGGACAAGAAGUGGUGUUUGUUGCAGAACCAGACAGCAAAAACAUCUACAAGUUUGAACUGGAUACUUCUGAGAGAAAGACGGAGUUUGAUUCAGCCUCUGGGACCUACACCCUUUAUUUGAUCAUCGGCGAUGCUACUCUGGAAAACCCAAUCCUCUGGAAUGUGGCUGAUGUUGUCAUAAAGUUCCCAGAAGAAGAUGCUCCAUCUGCAGUCCAGUCAAAGAGCCUUUUUGUUCCAAAACCAGAGAUACAGCACCUGUUCAGGGAACCCGAGAAGAGACCACCCACUGUGGUCUCGAACACAUUCACCGCCAUGAUACUCUCCCCGCUGCUUUUGCUGUUCAUCCUGUGGAUCAAGAUUGGAGCCAACAUUUCCAACUUCAGCUUUGCUCCGAGCACCCUCAUCUUUCACCUGGGCCAUGCAGCAAUGUUGGGGCUCAUGUAUGUCUACUGGACUCAGCUCAACAUGUUCCAGACCUUGAAGUACCUGGCCAUCCUGGGCAGUAUCACCUUCCUAGCAGGCAACAGGAUGCUGGCUCAUAAAGCAGUGAAAAGGAUCGCUGCAGAACAGAGCAGUAGGUUGGCAAAGUAUAGAACGCUGCGGUAAAAGGGUUUUUUGCUAGUGACCAGCUCUUCCUAGAAAACACAUUAAUAUCAGAAGAAAGGGAAGAACUGAAAGAGAACCAGUAUAAGCUCCAAGGCGAAGGAGUCCCAAGAAGAGUUCAAAGGCCAGAAACUGCAAUGUGGAAAAGUAUUGCCUGUAAAAUUGAAAAAGA